Messenger RNA from Candidula unifasciata, 429 nucleotides. The record is from the annotation of a GenBank genome assembly. NCBI's taxonomy places the organism in Eukaryota, Metazoa, Mollusca, Gastropoda, Stylommatophora, Geomitridae.
AUGUCUGCCAACAACGCCAGCAACCCCGCAAACGGGCCUGUAGUGAUUUCCCCGAAACCCAACCCAAACAUCAUAGACAGAGCACGGAGAUUUGUUACAGAUACGGUCAAUCUUAUUCUGAGAUUUUAUUUCGGGAUCCUUCUACUGAUUUACUUCUGGCUCGUCAAGAUCGUUACCAGAGCCCUUCAGCCAUUGGAGCCCAUCCUCAAACAGAUGUACAAAGUGCCCGCUGAAGAUGUCAGCGCAGAAGGCAUCCGCAACCAGUUGACCCGGCUGCUGUGCACAGUUCUCCUGCUUUUGGCCCCUCUUGUUAAUCAAAUCAUUGUCUUUGUGACCCGGCCUUUAAUCUGGGCCAGAAACAAGAUCAUUGAGUAUGUUGAGGAAGGAGAGAAGGAUGCCCUGAGACAGACUAACCCUAAAGAUAGUUAA